AUGGACUCGGUCCUUGCAAAGCUCGGAAACGAGAUCGAGGAUGUCGACGAAGAGACUUUCGACAUCUUUUCUCAGCCCGCUGUCUCUCAAGACCUAGGGAUGGUCGAUCCAAAAGCCCCCCUCCUUGAGAUUUCUAUCGCCGGGCGAGACUUUGAGCUCUCGCAAUCUCCAGGAAUACUACAAUCAGCACGAGGUGGCGGGACCACCGGUGCUGCCGUAUGGAAAAGUUCAGUACUGCUUGCGGAAUGGAUGGCCUGGCCGCAAAAUCCACUGUUCGCCUCAGAUUCCAUCAAAAGUGUGAUUGAGCUAGGGGCAGGUAUCUCCGGUCUUGUGCCAUUGAUCGUAGCUCCAAGGGUUCGGAAAGUGGUCGCGACUGAUCAGGCGUAUGUGAUGAAAGCAUUGCAAGCCAACAUCGCUGCCAACACAGCCGGCCCAGCUUCGAAGCAGAAACGCAAGUCAAGCAAGAACACGCCUUCAGAUGUCCCAAUGCCGCAAAGCAACAUUGAAGCCUUUGCAUUGGAUUGGGAAAGCGACGAUGUCGCCAGCGUACUUCGUGCAAAUGGGCUGGAAUCUGGCCUAGACCUGGUUCUAGCCUGCGACUGCGUAUACAACUAUGCGUUGAUUGAUCCGCUGGUGCAGUGUUGCGAAGACAUUGGCAAAAUGCGUCUAUGCGAAGACGGCGAAUCUCCAGGCCAGACCACCUUGUUCGUUAUCGCACAGCAACUGCGACAGCCGGAUGUGUUCGAGCAGUGGCUUGAGGCUUUCCAUCGAGCAUUUCGGAUAUGGCGAGUGCCCAACGACUUACUCUCGACAGGGCUGAAGACUGGCAGUGGCUUUGUUGUUCACGUCGGAGUCUUGCGACAGGCAUCUCGAUGA
This is a messenger RNA of Ramularia collo-cygni, 876 nucleotides long. RefSeq lists its product as uncharacterized. Lineage: Eukaryota; Fungi; Ascomycota; Dothideomycetes; Mycosphaerellales; Mycosphaerellaceae. The record is from RefSeq and is a predicted model, not a curated record. Bases 1 to 876 code for a protein of 291 amino acids. The transcript is spliced from 3 exons.